UGUCCAAUCAGCGCUCGUUCUCCGAGAAAGACAUCUAGAGGGCGUGCUCAAGCAAAAUAGCUUGGCGCGAUUGGUCACACUGCACCUGGCGUUCAUGACUGGCGCUUCUUCACAGUACAAUCAGCGAUCGUUCCGAACGAGCAAUUCAAAGGGGGCGGGGGGCGAGGAGGAGGGUGGUGCGUCUCCGUGGCUACGGCGGCGUUUCAGGCAACUCUUGUACUCACAUUUCACGCUUCCGUUCGUCGUGUUUUCUUUAGGGUGUUGGGAGAUUUCCCCUCCGCGGGAGGCGCUUCCGGUGUGUGUUGAGUGACAGUGACAAGAACUUUUCUGCAGAAAAGCAAGAGGAGCGGUGGUGGGCGGGGUUAAACAGACAUCGUGGUGGCGUCACAGAUGGCAGGAACUUCCAGGCACGACCGGGAGAUGGCGCUCAACGCCAAACGGCAGCUGACGUCAUGUUCCGACCCGCUCGAGAGACUCCGCCUCCAGUGUCUGGCCAGAGGCUCGGCUGGCAUUAAAGGUCUCGGAAGAGCGUUCCGGAUCAUGGACGAUGACGCCAACCGCUCCUUGGACUUGAAGGAGUUCCUUAAAGGCAUCCACGAAUACGGCCUCCUGAUGGACAAAGAGGAAGCGCUUGCCAUCUUCCAGCGCUUUGACCGCGACGGUAACGGCUCCAUCGACUUUGACGAGUUCCUAAUCACGCUACGGGUAAAUGCGCCAUGCCGACCAUGUCCCCAACGCCACUCCGCUCUGUUGCGACUGAUGGCGACCUGUCCUUGGCAGCCUGCCAUGUCCAAGGCUCGCAGAGAUGUGGUCAUGCAGGCCUUCCACAAACUGGACAAGACCAAAGAUGGCGUGAUCACCGUAGACGACCUUAGGGGUGUCUACAAUGCCAAGUAUCACCCCAAAUACCAGAACGGCGAAUGGAGCGAGGAGCAGGUGUUUAGGACCUUCCUUGACAACUUUGAUUCGCCAUAUGACAAAGACGGGAAGGUGACACACGAAGAGUUCAUCAACUACUACUGCGGCGUCAGUGCCUCCAUCGACAACGACGCUUUCUUCAUCCUUAUGAUGAAGAAUGCGUGGAAGCUCUGAAAUUUCGACUCCUCACCGGCACAGGGAUUUUUUUCUUCUUCUAAGGAGUGGACCUGGAGUUCCAAAAAAGUCCACUAGAAAUCCCCAUGUAGUGAUUGUGGAGUCGGGAAUGAUUGCCAACGGAGUUCAUCGUUGCCCACUCCCCGAUCGUUACAAACGCAUUUUCAUUCAGGUGAGGUGGCCGACUUACAAAUGAACUGACGCCAUUCAUCCAAUACACUCGAGUCAGGAUUGUUCUACAGUGGACUGACUACAUAGUGGACUGCAGCCCAUUGGACUAGUUGACUCGAUGGCUGAAAUGAUCCAACUAAAAUUUGCGCAUUAGGAAUUGUGAUAUGGUUGACUAGGAUAUGCCCAAAGGAUCUACUUUAGGAUUGACGUUUACAUAGUGCAGUGGAUUUAAUGAUUGAUUGAAUAGUGCACCAUCUCUGGGGGCAAGUUGACAGAGGGCAGAAAUCAUGAAUCGUAUACUCUUUCAUCCUGCGAGGUAGUGGAAUAUUUGGCUGAAAUGAAAACAGAAGUUGUUAUCAUGGCAACGUCCUUCCGUAACAAAUAAAUUCAGUUGCGAAAGGAA
This is a messenger RNA of Hippocampus zosterae (dwarf seahorse), 1666 nucleotides long. RefSeq names its product calcyphosine-like b (gene capslb). The transcript is spliced from 4 exons. Lineage: Eukaryota; Metazoa; Chordata; Actinopteri; Syngnathiformes; Syngnathidae. Gene Ontology annotation, molecular function: calcium ion binding. The record is from RefSeq and is a predicted model, not a curated record. Bases 391 to 1092 code for a protein of 233 amino acids.